Messenger RNA from Lucilia sericata (common green bottle fly), 1453 nucleotides. RefSeq names its product myb-like protein AA. Lineage: Eukaryota; Metazoa; Arthropoda; Insecta; Diptera; Calliphoridae. The record is from RefSeq and is a predicted model, not a curated record. The transcript has 2 exons. The coding region runs from base 443 to 931 and encodes 162 amino acids.
GGUGGUAUCUGGCGGAUAAAAUUAAGAUAUUCCUUUGAAUUUUCUCGCUAAAAACGGAAACAGAGGAAGAAAAUCAAAUAAUAAUAAAAAAUUAUAUUUACGUUCAUUCACCAUUAAGAAGACAAAAAACAACAACAGUAAUACCCAUAAAGAAAAAACCUUGAACUUGACACACUAAAUGGCUGUUGUUUGUAUGUGUAAAUAUGUAUAUAAGAGAAAUUAUUGAUAAAUGUGUGUUUGAGUAUUGGAAAAGAAAAAUAAUAAAAAGCAAAUAAAAAUACAGAAUUUUAUAAAAAUAUCAGUAAAUAACAAACAACGGCGGAAAAAAUAACGUCUGUCUUAAUAAUAUCUUUAAAAAUUAUUAAGCACUUUUAAUAAUAAAUUUAAUAUUAUACUUUAUUUGCCCACAAAAAUAAAAAAGUUAAAAUAAAUUGAUUUCAAAAUGUGUUUAUAUAUGAAUGUGCCGCAGUGGUUAAAUUUUCAGAAUUUCCUUAAGGCCAUCAAUGAAAGUAUUAAUCACACCAUUGAUGUCACGUUUAUGUUUAUUUAUUUUAAAUGUUUAAAUCACACCAACAAUAACAAUAGCAGUAAUAAUAACAUCAGUAGUAAUAACAAACAACAGCAUAAUGUUAAAAAAACACAAAUUAUUGCAACAAAUGUAAAUCUGGAUAAAAAUCAUAAAAUAGAUUUCAAUGUAAAUUUAAAAACAAUAAAUACGAUUGAAAAGUUUACACUUCAUAAAAACGCGUCUAGUGAAAUUGCUCAAACAGAAAUAUUAAAAACAAUAAACUUAACAAAACAACAACAACAACAACAUCCACAAUAUCAGCAAACACAACAGCAGCAACAACAAUUCUAUCAACAUUAUCUGUAUAAUAAUGAUCAGUUAUUAUUGUUGGAUAAAUUUAAAACUUUUCCACUUCAUAUUUAAAAUUUACUUAAAACACGAAUUGUAAAUGUUUAUGGUUUUAUUAUUCAAUUUAAUUAUUUAAUGGCCUCCAGUGCAAUAAAUACUGUGUAAAUAAUGGAAUUUAAAAGAUUACAGUUACUCGGAAGAUGGAAAAGAAAAACUUUGAUCAAUAAACUACUUUUCUACAAACCUUCUCUACAGGUGCUUUUUAAACUCAAAAACUAAAACAAUAAUUUUUCUAUAUUAGAAUUAAUAAAAAAAGCAAAAUACUGAGAACAACUUAAUACCAUAAAUCAAUCAAUUAAAUAGCAACAAGGUAAAACUAUAUAAUUCACUUUAUAUGACUUUUAAAAUGUCAAUACAAAACUAUUUGAAACUAUAUGUCAGGCGAACUUCCAAGUUUCUGGCUUGAUUUUAAUAACAAAAAUUUUACAUAAAAUCAUAUUAAUUAAUAAUUUUAGUGUAUUUCAAGAUAUGUAAUUUUUCCUUGUUGCCACAAAAUUAAUUAAAUAUUUUUUUUCACUCAUUGUAAAUAAAAUGAAA